AUGGACGAGGCGUCCACGUGGGAGCACCUCCCUGCCCACGAGCACAAGUUCGUCUGGGACGAGGCCGAGGGCAAGUUCUGGAGAGACUUCAACGCCAAGCAAGAGGCUCAGCAUUCCGACAAGGAGCGAGAAUAUCAGCUGGCCCUGACGGACGCAAAGGUCGAGCUGGGCAAGCUGGAUGGAAAGCGGAAUGAGCUGAGCAAGGUCCGCGAGAGGCUCGCCCUGGAGCUGAGCCAAGUCGACAAGGAGCUGGCCCACGUCGUCACCGAAUGCGACGGGAGGACCGAGAUUAUCCUCGCCAUUGAGCGGAAAUACCGCCAUGAGGAGCAGGACUUUCUGCAGCAGAGGGAAAAGGUCACCGAGACCAUGAUUCGCUGGUUUCAGGAAAAGCGAGAUGCUGCGGCCAAGGCUCGAGCUGAAGCGGGAGACGAUCAGGCCAUGCCUAAACCCGCCGGCGCCCCUCGAGAAACCACCGACAGCGAUGCCACCGAGAUGGAAGGGGUGGAAUACUGGAACGAUUUGCCCCGGCGGCCCGCCGUGGUCACUCGACAGGUGGCGGCAAAGACGCCCAUAGCGCCCAUUGCGCCGUCGUCCUCGUUCAAGGGCCUUUUGCAGGAGCCAGUCGAGGCUCUGGUCGACCUCGUCGACGCCGACGGCCGAGUCAUCGGGCCCAUCAACAAGACGGAGCCGUGGAAUCAAUGGGUCAAGGCUAUCCUGGGCCUGCCCAUCAAGCGUCCGGUCAAGAUUCGCCGCGGGCGCAAGUUCACCACCGACCACCUCGCUGGCAUCUACGAGCACACGGAAGCAAAGGGCGUCAAGUGGCUGUCCUGCAUGAUCCAGGCCAUUGGCGAGGUCCAGGCCCAGCGGUGCAUAUCCUGCGACAAGAACCAGGGCGCCUUUGACGACUGCAUCAUCAUUGGCGGGCCGCUUUUUCAAAAGUGCGGCAACUGCGAGUGGAAUCGCCAGGGCUGCCAUGGAGCGGCUCUGCGCAAGGACCGCGGCCUGGGAGAAUCCCCUGCUGCGGACGAAGAGGUCUCUUCUGAGGGGACGCCUCGAGAAGAUGAACAAGCCUCAAAGGACACGGCCAACGGGGAUAGUCCCUCGAGGCAGGCGGUAAACGGGACCGCCGAGGAGAACAGCUCUCCGCCGCCACCACUACGAGAAGACGACGAUACUAAAAGAGGAAUCUUAACAGACACGCCCCGGGAGCCUGCAGAAGAGGCAGAGGUGGACCAGGCGGUUGCCGAUCGAGAUGACGACGACGAGCGGGUCAUGGCACAGCAGAUGCAGACCAGAAAACAGCUGGCCACGGAGGAGGCGUUCGCCGUGGCGGCUGGUGUUGCCGAAGCAGUCAGCGCCGGGUCCAUGCAGGGCGACGAAGUCAAGCCCACGGUAUCGGAGAGGCGAGGAUUGCCCACCAGCCGGCCGGCCUUUUACCACACAGAGCAGCUCUUGACCCCCAAGGACCGGCCAGAGUCUCGAGCAUACCCCUUUGGCACGGGAUUCACGCCGGCAAACGUCCCGAGCCGGCCGUCGUCUCAGGAUCUCAACACUCCCACGCCACGCUCGAUGGAGGCCUCGCCUCAGCCGUCAGAUAACGUGGACGAACAAGACCUGCCCAAAAUCACGCGCGAGACCCUCUCUCUCAGACACGACGGCAAGGUGUACACUCAUCCGGAAAUCAUAGAGGGCGUGCCCCUGGAGAAGAUUGAUCCAAGCCACCCAUACUGGGAUCCUAAGUGGCCCGAUAUCAGGGGCUUGAUCGAGACGCCGCUUAAUCAGUGGCGGGAGAAGCACCAGCAGGCCAUGGAAUCAAAGGACAAGGGCGUAGACAAGGCCUCUACCCGAUUCCAGCUGGGACGGCAAGUCAACCGCGGCUUGAAAAUCCUCGAGUUCCUGGACGAAGGCGAGAUCAGCCCCUACCAGCUCCUGAGCAAGAAGUACACCACGUCUGGCAAGGGGAGCAUUACCUCGUACGACACCUUGUUCCGCCUGUGCGAGACGCUGAGCGAGCUGGCCAAGUACGGACUCGACAUUCACCCCCUGGAGUGGAUGCGGCAGCGUCUGCAUGAGCUGUGGGUUGAGCAGGGCGCUGCCUUUAACGUGUCCAGAAUCAUUCAUAAUUUCUACAACGAUCCCAAGCUGGCUGCACUGCGGACCAAGUCUGGGUUCAAAAACAUUGGCCGGCCAUCGGGCGUCAAGGCGAGCCGUCGUGGUGGCGGCGCACCCAACGACGGCCCUUUUUCGCAACAGAAGAAGCGGAAGAGCAUCUAUUCCAAUUCCGGGGCCCCCGGAGACAACGACAGGUCGUCCACGGACUUGACGUCCGAGGGCGGCAACGACGGCGCGAUGAUGGCGCCCGAAUCGCCAACUUCAGGGGGCCCAAUUACCAAACGCGCCCGGACGCUGUCCCCGUCCAUUCGACCGUACAGGACGCUCGUCGAAGAUACGGAGGACUAUACCGAUACCGACCUCUGGAGUGGCGCACCCAUUACGCAAAACGACUUUCGGGUGGACCAGAUCAAGACGCGGCUUUACACGAGCUCGCCCCGCGUGACGCAGUACUUGCACUGGAUGAAGGAGGGCCGAGUCUUGGAGCACCAGAUUCUCAAGGAGGGACAUCCCGUGCGGUGGGGGAGGCUCAGGGAGCCCAUCAACUUUGACGUGCGGCUGGAUGACUUGGUUGAUGUUGUUUGGAACCGGAGGGUGCUCAAGGCGCAUCUGAUCAUGAGCGAGCGAAGCGUGCAGGUUGCGUCGAGGGAUGGACGGCCUAGAGGGGAUGUGCUUGUGUCGUUUAGGCGGGAGAGGACGCUGAAGAGGCUGAUUCGGGUGCUUGAGAGGAUGGGAAUCCGGACCAUUGAGGGCUCUCAAGAGGAGUUGCAGCAUCGCUGGGCAGUCAUGCAAUCCGAGCAGCUAUCCGAAAGAGACGAGGAGAUCCUGGGUGACGAGCACAGGAGACCGGCCUCUUCGUCUAAACUGCCAGUUGCCUAUUAG
Trichoderma aggressivum f. europaeum is the source of this 2994-nucleotide messenger RNA. RefSeq lists its product as uncharacterized. The record is from RefSeq and is a predicted model, not a curated record. The transcript is spliced from 2 exons. Bases 1 to 2994 code for a protein of 997 amino acids. NCBI's taxonomy places the organism in Eukaryota, Fungi, Ascomycota, Sordariomycetes, Hypocreales, Hypocreaceae.